Molecule: messenger RNA, 908 nt
Organism: Oryza sativa Japonica Group (Japanese rice)
Lineage: Eukaryota; Viridiplantae; Streptophyta; Magnoliopsida; Poales; Poaceae
Product: probable glutathione S-transferase
Biological process (GO): glutathione metabolic process
Cellular component (GO): cytoplasm
Molecular function (GO): glutathione transferase activity
Source: RefSeq, a predicted model, not a curated record
UUCAGUCAAUAUAUGAGCAGAAAGCCAAGAACACACUUGGAAGCAAACAACCAAAUAUGGCUGAUCCAGUUAAGCUCAUCGGCGCAUUUGGCAGCCCGUUCGUGCACCGAGCCGAGGUUGCCCUGCGGCUCAAGGGAGUGGCUUACGAGUUCAUCCACGAGGACCUUGACAACAAGAGCGACCUGCUUCUCGCCAAAAACCCCAUCCACAAGAAGGUCCCCGUGCUCCUCCAUGGCGACCGUGCCAUCUGCGAGUCGCUCGUCAUCGUCGAGUACGCGGACGAGGUGUUCGACGGCCGUCCCAUCCUACCCACCGACCCCUACGACCGCGCCAUGGCCCGUUUCUGGGCUCACUUCAUCGAACACAAGUGCUCGAGGUCAUCGUGGCUGGCAUUGUGGUUGGACGGCGAGGAGCAGGAGGGGCUUCUGAAGGAGACGAAGGAGAACCUGGCGCUUCUGGAGGCGCAGCUCCAUGGGAAGAGGUUCUUUGCCGGUGACUCGGUCGGCUACCUCGACAUUGUUGCCAGUGGACUGGCUCACUGGAUCAGCGUGGUUGAGGAGGUGACCGGAGUGAGCUUGAUGGGCGGCGCCGACGAGGAUGACGAGUAUCCUGCUCUACGCCGUUGGGCCAAGGAGUACACCACGGAUGAGACCGUGAUGCAGUGCCUGCCGAGCAGAGAGCACCUCGCUGCCUUCUUCGCUGCGAAGAAGGACAAGCUGAAGAUGGUGGCUAAGGCGAUGCUGCAUCAGUGAUUGUGAGUGUUGUGGGGGCCGACAGUGGGAGUGUAUGUCUCAGGUGAUGGUGCUUCUUAAAUAAAAUCGAAUCAGAACAUAAUUAAACGAUUAUAAAGCCGAAAGUUCUACACGUACAUCAGAUUGUUCGUUUGUCACUCACUCGGCUCAUUUUUA